This is a messenger RNA of Paramuricea clavata, 3755 nucleotides long. Lineage: Eukaryota; Metazoa; Cnidaria; Anthozoa; Malacalcyonacea; Plexauridae. The record is from the annotation of a GenBank genome assembly.
AUGAGUACAUUUUCAGUUGUCGAGUUUUUGGGUGAGGAAUCUGUUGAGGCAGUUCCAAGCAUGUGGAUUGAAAAGUUGAGUGAUGUAAGUGGUGAGAAAUUGAGUGAAAUACUUUUUCAAGUAGCAGUAUCCAUAAUUUCUUCAAUGGGUUCAUCUUCUGGAUCUCACCUGUCUGGAAAUCCCAGGAACCCAAGUUAUAGACCUCUAUCUGGUGCGCAGGAAAAUACUUCAUGUUCAUCAGAAAAUAUGUUGCCAGAGUCUGUUGAAUCCAAUCCUGGUUACCUGAAUGCCCUACAGACUGCCUUCUUGCCAGAUUUUAAUGGUAAGUAGAAAACAUUAAUUAGAUGAUGCAAGUUCAUAGAGAAAUGAUAAUUGAUUUGUACUAAAAAUGAAAGGCCGUUGAGGCCGACUCACGAAUGAGAUAAAAUGAAAGUGACGGAAAGAAUUAGAGCAGUUUGCAGUUGUUUUUGCAAAUGGGAACCGUGCGAAUUUUGCCAUUUGUCGUGCUUUUUUGCCAAAUCAAAAGAACGAACGUGUGAUCCAGCCGGAUUUUCGGUUCUGAAAGGCCCGAUAGGUUUGCAGGCAAACAGUGCACGCAAAGCAGGCUGGUCAUUUCCCAUUGUUUAACUGCCCCACACUAAAGUAACCACAAAGACCCGCGGAUGUUGCUUUGCAACAACCGUGAGUCAAUGAACGAUUUUUGUUUAAUGUAGACAUACAAGAAUUGUUGCAAAUCGAAUCUGGAAUGAAUGUACCAGUGCAAGGAAAUGAAUCGUCAGGUAUGUAGUUGAUAUAUCAUUAAUUGUACAGGACUAUUGGUGGGUUAUUCUUGCGUUCAUAAUGUUUAAUGCAAACAACCUCUCCUUGGUGACUCGCAUGCCUAAGAAAUAAAGGUUUGUGUGAAUAGUCUUAACCCAAAUGCAUAUGAAAUUCAUACCUGGCGAUAGGUAAAACUGGCGAAUUGUGCAUUUAUACUUUUUUGGUGUUUUUCCAGCAAGCCAAAGAGUUCCAAACACUCCAAUAACUACACUACCAGGAAGAACGUCUUUACCAAUAAGACAAGAGCAACAAGAGAGUAAGUAACUUGAAAAUAUAGUGUAUGUAAUGGUCUAAUGGAAUAGUUUCUCUCUAAACGACCCUCUAGUUGAUCAUAUGGGAUAGGUCUAUUGAAAUAUUGCCAUUUUUUUUUUUCGAAAAUAUUGCCAUGCAAUAUUUAUCAAAACUACAUCACAUAUAGAUAGAAUGUUCUUGUUGGGAAUUCGUGAGUUUGUAAAUUUUAUAGUAAAUAGUAAAGAAUCUCCUGAAUAUAGUGCAUGUGCAGUGGACCUUUAACCUUAUAACUAAAAUUUUGAUCUAGACAAAAAUUUCAUCACAUCUUGAAAGAGCAUCACAAAAUUAGUAAUAUUCCAAAGUUUCGUUACGAAAUGUUGUAAAAUGCGGAUAAUAUAGCCCAGCGACGUUUGCUGUUUUUCAGUAAUUUUGUAUUACAAACGGGAAAUUGAUACCCCAACGCCCGAUUGGGGUAUCAAUUUCCCGUUUGUACUACAAAAUUACUGAAAAUUGCAAAUUUCGCAGGGCUAUAUUAUACGCAUUUUACAACAUUUCGUAACGAAACUUUGGAAUAUUACUAAUUUUGUGAUGCUCUUUCAAGCUGUGAUGAAAUUGUUGUCUAGAUCAAAAUUUUAGUUAUAAGGUUAAAGGUCCAUUGUGUGGAGGUUUACCUUGUUACUAAUUUAUCUUCCAAUGCAAUUCAUAGACUUUCAAAGGACUGUACUUACGAAGUUAGAAACGAUAAUCCAAAAGCAAGAGGAUGGGCUUUCUAUGCUGCGAAUGUUGCUAGGUGCAACAAAAGUCGACGGAAAUGACAUCCUCGAAGAUGUGUUGCCGCAACCUCUCGAUACCGCGGAGGCUUUGAAAGAGUUGAAUACUCGUCUUGAGGAUGAUCAGUACAGAAGAAAAAUGGUAAUUAUAUGCAUGUACUUAAUUUUGUUGUACAAAAACAAGCAUUUGCGAGUUGUUUUACUUGUUUACUCUAUCAGCCGCAAAAAUUCACUAAAAUAGUUUUAAUUCUGAAACUGUGUCUGUCUCUUUGAAACCUGAACCACAACCUUUAUAAAACUUUUUGAUGAACGAACUUUUGAUAGACAAAAUGUUUUGAAACGUAGCUGUACGCCUGACGGAGCUCGCAAUUUGUGCUAGAAUUAUUUCCUUAUUAAGUUUUUGUAGGUUUGCAUGGCGGUAAAACAUAUAGCUAAUAAUUUUUGUUUGCGGAAACACCACGUAAAUUUAUUACUGCAAAGGUUUCGAUCCGUAAGCAUGGAUCUUCAUCAGGACUAAUAAUAUGUUAUUCAUAUUAUUAGCACUGAUGAAGAUCCGGGCUUACGGAUCGAAGCUUUGCAGUAAUAAAUUUACGUAGUGUUUCCACAAACAAAAAGUCUUAUAAUUAUUUCCUUGUUUAUCAGGUGAACUUCAUGGCUGCGGUAUGUGGCCACAGUCUUCCAGAAAGUGUACGGAGAAUCAUGGCAAAACUGGGAACCAAUAAGCUGUGGUCUGUGUACAGUUUGAAAGGAAGGAAAGGCAAAAGUUCUUUCAGAGACCUUGCCAUUUGCAAAUUAGUAAUAAGUAAGUAGCUCAACAAGUAUUUCGAGAGAUUAUAUAACUGUUAAUUAACUAAAUUAACAUUUGUGUUAAAAUAGGUUUAAUACCAAUUUGCCCAUGUAAAGUAUGAAUUUUCUUGCAAGCAUACAUGUUCUUCGUAAAGCUUCGGAUAAAUGAGCAAUAUUUUUGCUGCGAUGGUUAUGCAACGGUUGAAAAGGUAUUGCAUUGCUAUCGCACAAGGUAGUUACCCCUGCAAUAUUUUGGGCAACGUAGAACUAAAAGACUAAAUGGCAGCAAGUGACUACAUUUUUUACAGUGCUUUUCAUUGGCUGGCCAAGAAACGUGUCAAUCAUAAACCUUGACCACGCCUCUUAAUUGCUGGCGAUCGUUGCCCAAAAUCAAAAGAUUUGAACUUUCGGCAACGAUUGCAUGAAACUGCAUUGUCGUCGCAGAGGAUCAUACACGAGCAAUUUACCUUUCGUGACGGUAAUGCAACCAUUUUCUCAUUGCAUUGCCGUCGCCUGAGAAAUGCCCGUGUAUCCGUAUCUUAACGAAUAAGGAUUUCACUGGCAGCUAUCUUGUUUUCCCCCGUAUUAUAUCACAGUCUUUAUUUUACCAGGGUCCUGCAUUAGAGCGCACAAGAAUUUAAGCGAAGUCGAUGUCGAGGAACAAAUUGGCGAAGUUCUGAAACAUGCACCGCACAGAUCAGGAGGUGCAAAGUACAAGGUAACUAUAACAACUGCUAAUCCGCUCUUUACCGGGCACUGUUGACUUAAAGCAACUUUUCUUACUUGUCUAACUCCCGACAAGUUUACUUGUCAAAGGGAGACCCACAGAGAUUUGCCCUUUCUUAACGGUAAAUUACACAUGAGUGAUUUACUCCUUUAGUCUGUCUAACUCCGGACGAAUUAACUCGUGAAUAGGAAGACGCACAGAAACCUGCCCUUUCUUAAUUGAAAAUUGCUCACGAUUUCUCCAAUUUGUAAAAUCAUGUGAUUUUGGACACUGUAAAAUGCUAAAAUUGGUGUAGAUCGUGUACGAAAAAAUAUUUAUGAAAUACCCCUCCAAUACUUGUAUAUAUGUAUAAUAAUAUAUGUUUAUGCCGCAUACUGACUUGUUCCGUUUUGUUUUAGAAUCGAGAAGUUGUUCCAGAAUAA